Chara braunii is the source of this 2739-nucleotide messenger RNA. The record is from the annotation of a GenBank genome assembly. Lineage: Eukaryota; Viridiplantae; Streptophyta; Charophyceae; Charales; Characeae.
UCACAGACAGCAGUCAUGGACCAGAAGGCCGGGGAAACAGACGAGGCCUAUCAGGCCCGCAUGUUAGCCUGGAGUACCGAGACAAAGAAGCGGGCAGAUGACGCUGCCGCAACAGCCAAGAAAAGGGCAGAGGAUGCCGAACAGGCACGUCUGCUGGCCGUGCAACAACAGCGCCAGCACGAUGAGGCAGCAGCAAGGGCUGCUGAUGACGAAAGAACACAGCGUCGUGAGAAGAUAUUCACCGGAGAGCGGGUCUUACUUACCAUGGCAGCAGAAUGGCGAAGCGAGGCCGAGAACAGCCAGUUGGAGGACAGCGCAAACAAGAUAGCGCUCCUCCUCUCGCAUCUCACGGAUCUCCUGGCAACCUGCAUUACACAGCAAGCGGAGAUCCUUGGUCUCGACAACUCGGUAGCUCAGCUCCAAGACCGCCUUCAGCGGGUGGAGCAGCGACCAGUCGCUGCCGCCGACGCAGGCUCUUCCAAUACUACCGAUUGCCUCACCGCAUUGGAGAUGCACGUUGGCUGCCUCCAGGACGGCGCACAGUUACAACAGACCGUGACGCAACAAUUACAGCAACGGAUUUGCACUACCGCCACCACCUCGAGUCCGGAGCCACGCGAGACAGCUCCUAAGUUCGAUGGGCAGGAGAUCUUCCACGACUCAAUCAAGACAGAUCCAAUUCCAUGGUUUCGCAAGUCUAAGCUCACGCUGCAGCUCCACAACGUCAAGGAGAACAAGCACCAUGCUUACUUGUAUUCUCGCUCAGGGGGCGCGUGUCAGGCGUGGUUGGACAACUUGUUGUCCAAGUAUGGAGUGGUAGCAGCGGACUUGCACACCAUGAUCAGCUGGGAUGAUCUGAAGGCAGCGUGGCACAAGCGGUUCCAGUUGGAGCCGCCAGAGAUCAAAGUCAUGGACACGCUUAUGGUCUUCGAGCAAGGCUCGCUGCCGAGUACGGACUGGAUCGCCGAGUACCAACGCUUGACRUCAGUCCCAGACAUCCAGAUGGGCUUCAAGGCCAUCCGCCACUAUUUCAUCUCAAGGUUAUGUCCGGCAUUGAGCAAUGCCCUGACGCAUGUCGAGGACACCUUGACGACGACAGCGGAACUAUUCGACAAGGCUGCGCAGAUCAUCGUUACGAACAAGGAGGCCAAGAACCUCCGUUCUUCUGCGUCAGGCCCGAGCGGGAACCAGCAUCGGCCACGAGUGGCCGUGGUCGCAGCGGCAGCGCCGUUAGACCAAACCAGCGAGGCUGCGCCUGCCAGUGAAGGAGACAGAUUCGCAGCCGCCCGGGAAGGUGGCCGCCAGCCCGAGGAGAUCGGCAUAUGUUUCCUACGGACCGUCGCGGUAGCCGACUCUUCACCCACGGACUUGGCUUCGGACCCCCGUGUGGUACGGUUGCUGGACGAGUUCGCCGACAUCUUCGAGUCACCUACCGGUGAGGUGCCGGGUCGGCCGAUCUCUCACGAGAUCAUUCUUGAGGCCGGUGUCGUGCCGCCGAAAGGUUGCAUCUAUCGGAUGAGCGAGGAGGAGCUUGAGGUACUCCGCGCACAGCUCGAUGAUUUGUUGGCCAAGGACUGGAUCCGCCCGAGUAGCUCCCCAUAUGGAGCACCAGUUUUCUUCAUCAGGAAGAAGAACAAGGAUCUACGAUUGUGUAUCGACUACCGCAAGCUCAACGCGCAAACCGUCAAGAAUGCGGGGCCUCUUCCUCGCAUCGACGAUCUUCUCGAGCGACUGGGCGGUGCGAAGUAUUUUUCCAAGUUGGGUUUGAAAUCAGGAUAUCAUCAAAUCUCGAUUCAGCCGAACGACCGCUACAAAACCGCAUUCAAGACGCGGUACGGACAUUUUGAGUGGGUGGUCAUGCCUUUCGGCCUCACCAACGCCCCGGCGACAUUCCAGGCGGCGAUGACCAAUGAGUUCCGUGCAAUGUUGGACCGGUUCGUGCUGGUCUACUUAGACGAUAUUCUCGUCUACAGCCGGACAUGGGAGGAUCAUCUUGGACAUCUUCGACGAGUGUUGGAGACGCUCCGCCGUACCAAGUACAAGGCCAACCGUGACAAGUGCGAAUUUGUCCGGCAAAAGCUGGAAUACUUGGGCCAUUUUGUCACACCGGAGGGCAUCAGUCCGCUAUCAGACAAGAUUCACGCCGUCCAAGAAUGGUCGGAGCCUCGGAAUGUCACGGAUGUCCAAAGUCAAACGGAUGUCCGACCGUUUGACUUUGGAGAGGAGGCGCGGGGAUCAUUCCUCGCUCUCAAAGCUGCGCUAUUGUCUGCGGAGGUCUUGCGAAUCUACGACCCGCUUGCGCCUACGCGUGUCACUACGGAUGCGUCAGGCUAUGGCAUUGGUGCAAUCCUCGAGCAACAUGAUGGUGUGGACUGGCACCCGGUCGAGUACUUCAGCAAGAAAGUGUCCACGCAAGAAGGAGUUCCUCGCCUUCGUCCCCGCGCUCAAGCGGUGGCGGCACUUCCUCCUUGGUCGAAGCCAAUUUCGCUGGGUAACGGACAACAAUCCAUUGGUCUUCUACAAGACCCAAGACACCGUCAACAGCACCAUCGCUCGAUGGAUGGCUUUCAUCGACCAGUUCGACUUCUUUCCCGAUCACAUUCCCGGGAAGUCGAACUGUUUUGCGGAUGCUCUUUCACGGCGUCCGGAUCAUUGUACCGCGGUCUACUCGACUUUCGAGAUUGACGAUGGCCUGCGGAACAGCUUCAUCCGCGGCUACCAAGCCGACCCCGAGUUUCG